Canariomyces notabilis is the source of this 762-nucleotide messenger RNA. RefSeq names its product glycoside hydrolase family 11 protein. Gene Ontology annotation, molecular function: hydrolase activity, hydrolyzing O-glycosyl compounds. Gene Ontology annotation, biological process: xylan catabolic process. The record is from RefSeq and is a predicted model, not a curated record. Lineage: Eukaryota; Fungi; Ascomycota; Sordariomycetes; Sordariales; Chaetomiaceae. The transcript has a single exon. The coding region runs from base 1 to 762 and encodes 253 amino acids.
AUGAUCAAGCAACUCAUCUUUCUCGCGGCUCUCGCAGUCGCCAUUCCAUUGGACCAACAGCUGUUCGGAAGGUCUAUUGAUCUGGGCAGCCGGCUCCAUGCUGAGACUCGCGACACCUCCGCAGUCGCGGCAGGCGACCCUGAAGGCAACGGCUUCCAUAGCGGCUACUUCUACUCGUUCUGGUCGGACGGCCGGGGCAGCGUCACCUACAACAACCUCGUGAACGGGACGUACCGCAGCGAAUGGCGAAACGUGGGCAACUGGGUCGGCGGCAAGGGGUGGAACCCCGGCGGAAACAAGACGGUGCAGUACAACGGCACGUGGAACGGUGCCAAUGUCAACUCGUACCUGGCGCUGUACGGGUGGACCAAGAACCCGCUGAUCGAGUACUACAUUGUCGAGAGCUACGGGACGUACAACCCCAGCAGCGGGGCACAACGGAGGGGCACCGUGCAGAGCGACGGCGGCACGUACGACAUCUACCAGACGCAGCGUGUGAACCAGCCCUCGAUUGUGGGACGGGCUACCUUUUACCAGUUUUGGUCCAUUCGCCAGCGGAAGCGUGUUGGCGGACAGAUCACCACGGGCAAUCACUUCGCGGCCUGGACGAGCAGUGGCUUGAAGCUGGGAGCCCACGAUUACAUGAUUAUGGCCACCGAGGGAUACCAGAGCAGCGGGUCGUCGCACAUCACGGUGGGCGAGGUUGGCGUGACCGGAGUCCCGUACCCGAAUGAACCAGACUCGAGGAGGGAUAACAACUGA